AGAACUUCAUAGGCAUUCAUUUACAUUUUAUUUAAUUUGCAGCUGAUAAUGUUUUACGUUAUGUAGCCUCAGUUUUCUUGGUUUAUGCAUAAACAUUUUCAGUAAUUAGGUUUCUCUUUUUUUCAGGUGUUUCCUCUGUAGUGUAGAGGCAAUAUGUACUCGGAGUGGAGGUCCCUGCAUCUUGUCAUUCAAAAUGAUCAGGGUCAUACUAGUGUACUUCACAGCUAUCCUGAAAAUGUGGGGAGAGAAGUGGCAAAUUCAGUGGUGCGUCCCCUUGGGCAAGCCUUAAAUAUGCCAUCAGCAACCGGGAGUGAGAGUUUGUUAAAAACAGAUAAAGAAGUAAAGUGGACUAUGGAGGUGGUUUGUUAUGGUUUGACCCUCCCACUGGAUGGCGACACUGUGAAGUAUUGCGUUGAUGUAUAUACAGACUGGAUUAUGGCUCUUGUAUUACCUAAAGAGUCUAUUCCACUGCCAGUUAUUAAGGAACCCAAUCUCUAUGUUCAGAGCAUUCUCAAGCACCUACAGAAUCUCUUCGUACCAAGGGCAGACCCAGGGUCCAUUCAGAUGAGGCUGUGCCUGCAGGUUUUGAAAGCUGUCCAGAAACUGGCUCGUGAAUCAAGCAUCAUGGCCCGAGAAACCUGGGAGAUUUUAUUAUUAUUUCUUCUACAGAUUAAUGACACCCUGCUGGCAGCUCCAACUGUGCAAGGUGGCAUUGCUGAGAAUCUGGCUGAGAAGUUGAUUGGUGUGCUCUUUGAAGUGUGGUUGCUAGCUUGUGCUCGGUGCUUUCCAACACCACCUUAUUGGAAAACUGCCAAGGAGAUGGUAGCCAACUGGCGCCAUCAUCCAGCUGUGGUGGAACAGUGGAGCAAGGUUAUCUGCUCCCUUACAUCCAGAUUGCUACGUUUCACAUAUGGACCUUCAUUUCCUCCAUUUAAAAUCCCUGAUGAAGAUGCUGGUCUGAUUCCUCCUGAAAUGGAUAAUGAAUGCAUUGCACAGACUUGGUUUCGCUUUUUACAUAUACUCAGUAAUCCUGUGGAUUUGAGUAACCCAGCCAUUAUUAGUUCUACCCCCAAAUUUCAGGAGCAGUUCUUGAAUGUGAGUGGAAUAACCCAAGAAUUGAAUCAAUACCCCUGCCUUAAACAUCUGCCUCAAAUAUUCUUUCGUGCCAUGCGUGGGAUCAGCUGCUUAGUGGAUGCUUUUCUAGGCAUUUCACGACCUCGGUCAGACAGUGCUCCCCCCACACCAGUAAAUAGGUUGAGUAUGCCCCAGAAUACUGCUGUCAACACAACUCCACCUCAUAACCGAAGGCAUCGGGCUGUGACUGUGAACAAGGCAACAGUGAAAACUGGCACUGUAAGCACUACUCACACGUCAAAAGUGCAGCAACAGGCAUCCUCCACCUCGCCGUUGUCGAGCCCAAACCAGACAAGUUCUGAGCCUCGGCCACUACCUGCACCUCGAAGGCCAAAAGUUAACAGCAUCUUGAACCUCUUUGGAUCGUGGUUGUUUGAUGCAGCAUUUGUUCACUGUAAACUUCAUAAUGGAAUAAAUAGAGAUGGCAGCAUGACUGCUAUAGCAACACAAGCUAGUGUGGAGUUUCGUCGGAAAGGAUCACAAAUGUCCACAGACACUAUAGCUUCCAAUCCCAUGUUUGAUGCAAGUGAAUUUCCAGACAACUAUGAAUCAGGAAGAGCAGAAGCCUGUGGAACACUGUGUAGAAUAUUUUGUAGCAAGAAGACUGGGGAGGAAAUACUGCCAGCUUACUUAUCCCGAUUUUAUAUGCUUUUAAUCCAGGGUUUGCAGAUAGCAGAUUUCAUUUGCCACCCAGUGCUGGCCAGCAUAAUCCUAAAUUCCCCUCCUUUGUUCUGCUGUGACCUUAAGGGGAUUGAUGUUGUGGUUCCUUACUUCAUAUCAGCUCUUGAAACUAUUUUACCUGACAGAGAGCUCUCCAAGUUUAAAAACUACAUAAACCCUAUAGAACUAAGAAGAGCUUCUAUUAAUAUCUUGCUGUCCUUGUUGCCCCUCCCUCAUCAUUUUGGGACUGUAAAAUCUGAGGUUGUCCUGGAAGGAAAGUUCAGCAAUGAUGAGAGCUCUUCUUAUGACAGACCUGUAACCUUCCUUUCCUUGAAGUUGAGGCUUGUGAAUAUUCUAAUAGGGGCUUUGCAAACUGAAACAGAUCCCAACAACACCCAGAUGAUACUAGGUGCAAUGUUAAAUAUUGUUCAAGAUUCAGCACUCUUAGAAGCCAUUAGCUGUCAGCUGGAAACGAAUGGUGGAGAAAAUAGCCUCUUGAAAAGCCACAGUCGCACUAACAGUGGCAUUAGUACAACAAGUGGAGGAAGUACUGAGCCUACAACGCCAGAUAGUGAGAGACCAGCACAAGCUCUUCUACGAGAUUAUGCUCUUAAUACAGAUACAGCUGCUGGACUACUGAUUCGCAGUAUUCAUCUUGUAACCCAAAGACUCAACUCACAGUGGAGGCAAGACAUGAGUAUUUCGCUAGCUGCAUUAGAACUUCUUUCUGGAUUGGCAAAGGUGAAGGUUGUUGUUGAUUCAUCUGACAGGAGGAGAGCUAUUAGUUCAGUAUGUAGUUAUAUUGUGUACCAGUGCAGCCGUCCAGCCCCACUCCACUCACGAGAUCUUCACUCUAUGAUAGUUGCAGCAUUUCAGUGCCUCUGUGUCUGGCUCACUGAACACCCUGAUAUGCUGGAUGAGAAGGACUGUUUAAAAGAAGUGUUGGAGAUUGUGGAAUUGGGUAUCUCAGGAAGUAAAUCCAAAAACAGUGAACAAGAGGUCAAAUACAAAGGAGAUAAAGAGCCAAAUCCUGCAUCCAUGAGGGUGAAGGAUGCAGCUGAAGCUACAUUAACAUGCAUUAUGCAGUUACUGGGAGCAUUUCCUUCCCCCAGUGGCCCUGCCUCUCCUUGCAGUUUGGUGAAUGAAACCACCUUAAUUAAAUGUUCUGGUCUGCCUACUAUAAACAAACACAGCUUUCGCUACUUUGUUUUGGAUAAUAGUGUCAUCCUUGCAAUGUUGGAGCAGCCUCUAGGGAACGAACGGAAUGACUCUAUUCCCUCUGUCACAACUUUGGUUCGUGGGACGUCUGGAAGAUUUGCAUGGGCCCAGCAGCUUUGCCUUUUACCAAGAGGAGCCAAAGCAAAUCAAAAGCAGAUGUUCAUACCAGAACCACGACCAACUCCUAAAAACAACGUUGGGCUCAAAUACACCGUGAAGCACCGACCCUUUCCUGAAGAGGUGGACAAAAUUCCAUUUGUAAAAGCUGACUUAAGCAUUCCAGACCUCCACGAAAUUGUUAAUGAGGAAGUUGCUGCGCUGGCCUGCAAGGGCUGUGUGUCUUCAACUGUGGUUGCACUGGAGUUCUCAUCUCUCUCUCAGAGGGAACAGACCACUGUGUCCACUGUGUUUUCAGACGUGACCAUGUUGUUGACUAUGAAGAUGCAGUUGGAAGAACGACAUGAGAAGCUGAGGAACGGCAUGGCCCAACAGAUUUUUUAUGAGACUUCCAUAGACCAGAAGAGUGAAGAGGAGUGGCGCAAGAAGAGCUUCCCUGACCCAGUCACCGAGUGCAAACCUCCACCUCCUGCACAGGAGUUCCAGACAGCACGCCUGUUCCUGUCACACUUUGGAUUUCUGUCACUUGAGGCACUGAAGGAACCUGCUAACAGUCGUCUACCUCCCCACCUGAUUGCACUUGAAUCUACUCUUCCUGGGUUUUUUGAUGACCUUGGCUACUUGGAUCUGCUGCCAUGUCGUCCUUUUGAUACUGUUUUCAUUUUCUACAUGAAGGCAGGCCAGAAAACAAGCCAAGAGAUUCUAAAGAAUGUAGAGUCUUCCAGAAAUGUUCAACCACACUUCCUAGAGUUCUUGUUGUCUCUUGGUUGGUCAGUUGAUGUGGGAAAGCACUCUGGUUGGACUGGACAUAUUUCAACUAGUUGGUCUAUUAACAGUUGCAGCAAUGAAGAAGAAGCUGAACAAGAUGAAGUUAUUUCUUCAGAAGAUGUUGGGGCAAGUAUCUUCAACGGGCAGAAGAAGGUGUUAUAUUAUGCUGAUGCCCUGACAGAAAUAGCUGUUGUUGUCCCAUCACCAAUGGAGCCCUUAACUGAUUCUUUGGAAAGCAGUGUCUCUGACCAAGAGAAUGAUUCUAACAUGGAUCUAAUGCCUGGAAUACUAAAGCAGCCAUCUUUGACACUUGAACUUUUUCCCAAUCAUGCAGACCAUCUCAGUUCCUCACAGCGGCUCAGUCCUACUUCCAGAUCAAAGAAGGUGCCUCCGGGCCGAACUAUUCCACCAAUGGGACCUGAAACCAAGGUGUAUGUGGUCUGGGUUGAACGUUAUGAUGAUAUAGAAAACUUUCCCCUCUCUGAUUUGGUUUCUGAGACCAGCACUGGUGUAGAAACUACAGCAAAUAGUAGUACUUCCCUAAGAUCUGCAAGCCCUGAAAAGGAGGUUCCUGUGAUUUUUAUCCAUCCUUUAAACACUGGGUUAUUCAGGAUAAAAGUGCAAGGAGCUACUGGGAAAUUCAACAUGGUCAUUCCACUGGUGGAUGGAAUGAUUGUUAGUAGGAGAGCUCUUGGUUUCUUAGUGAGACAGACGGUAAUAAACAUUUGCCGAAGAAAGAGGCUGGAAAGUGAUUCAUACAACCCCCCACACGUCCGCCGAAAACAGAAAAUAGCUGAUAUUGUCAAUAAAUACAGAAACAAGCAGCUUGAGCCAGAGUUUUAUACUUCACUUUUCCUGGAGGUUGGGCUCAAGAACUGUAAUCCCUAGAUCAAUAUUCUUAUCAGAACUUGGUGGCUACAGUAACAAAAAUGAAUAGAUGAAAAAGCUAAAUGCAAAAAAACCCCUCCCCUAUGCCAUUCGGAAUAGAGGAAACCACAUUCUAGCAUGGAGUCAGCGGAUACCAUGUGAGAAGAAUGAGAAACAGGCCCUUACCCUUCAGUUUUCUUAGUGAAUAUGUGUUCACAACACCACAUCCUCAGCUGAAGAGACCAAAAUUAUAUUGCUUUCACUAUUUAAGACUUUUCCCCAGUUCUUGAGUAAGAAAAAAAAUACAGCAAAUGUGUAGCUCUGACAGCGUUUCACGUUCAGAGAGGAAAAAAAGACAUUAUGCAUAGGCGCAGAAACAAACAGCUAAAAACUCAUACCUCACUCUCUGCUUCUGGAGAUUUGGUUCAAGAGCUAAUACUGAGGCCAGUUUCAUUCAAACCAGUGCAAUCUAAAAUGUGGUAGCUGGGUAUUAAAUUAACCUACCUAGCCUCAACCACUUGCACCUUUCCAGUUUUCCUGAAUAGUGGAAACAUCACCUCUUACCCCUAUUAUCUAAUCUAGCCUAAUAAGAGGCAGAAACAAUUGAUGUCUCAUAUCACAAAAAGCCCAUAAUCCAAAUACAAACUUCUGUUUCUGCAUGUGAUAGCAGAAAAUAAACACACCUAGCCUAAGACUGGAAUGAAAGACACCUGAAUAUAUCUAUACUUUAAAGACAAACUAACAGCAUCUCCCCUUCCAGCUUCCUAUGAAGUCAGGAGCCGGUCUCCAGAACAUGCAACUCCCACCAGGAUUUAAGUAGAAAGUUUAAAAAUUCCUCCAAAAAUGAAAUGUCCAUAACCAUUUACUUCAUGUAAUAGAAAGAAGUCAGGGAAAGUAGUUUAAAAACACCAGGUCAUGAAUUCAAAGUUGAAGUUAUGAUACAAUAAUUGUCUCUCAAUAAAUUUCAGAAUUA
Molecule: messenger RNA, 5737 nt
Organism: Alligator sinensis (Chinese alligator)
Lineage: Eukaryota; Metazoa; Chordata; Crocodylia; Alligatoridae
Gene: RALGAPB
Product: Ral GTPase activating protein non-catalytic beta subunit
Exons: 30
Coding region: 154-4785 (1543 amino acids)
Biological process (GO): activation of GTPase activity; regulation of small GTPase mediated signal transduction
Molecular function (GO): GTPase activator activity
Source: RefSeq, a predicted model, not a curated record